This is a messenger RNA of Symbiodinium natans, 630 nucleotides long. The record is from the annotation of a GenBank genome assembly. NCBI's taxonomy places the organism in Eukaryota, Dinophyceae, Suessiales, Symbiodiniaceae.
AUGCCACGGCGUCGGGACCAGCCGGGUCCUGGGCACUACGAGAUCCCACACUUCCUGUCCCAAAGUACGAGAGGAGCCAGCCUGAAGAUUGGCAGCCGUGUGGGGAACCAGUCGGAGCUGUUCCCUGGGCCAACGGAUUAUGUGGCGCCACCAUUGUGCCCAACCGAAAAACGCUCAAGGCACAUUAGGUUUGGCACGGCCAAGCGCUUUGGGAGGACAGGGGAGGACACGCCGGGACCUUGCCAGUACACCCCUCACAAUCCGACAGCAACAUCAGAGCGCCGAAGUAUCGGUGAGAAAACUUACAUGAAGCUGCCUGGUGUGGGGGAUGCGACACCUGGGCCUGGGACUUACACUCCAGCGAAGGCGCCACAGCGAAGCCCAGGGACGGCCUUCUAUCGAGGCUCCCCGAGGUCUGGCAUGGCUGUUUCGAUAGAGGGUCCGGGCCCUGCAGCAUACAACACGGAGAAGGAGGCGAGGCAAGCGGCCAACAGCAACGGCUUUGGCUAUGGGCCUCGACUACACUCACUGUCUGACGACAGUAUGCCCGGUCCUGGAUCCUAUAGCUGGGACCUGAAGCCUUAUGGUCCCAAGAUAAGUAUGACCCCCAGACGGGAGUAUGACGUGUGA